Closterium sp. NIES-65 is the source of this 32742-nucleotide messenger RNA. Lineage: Eukaryota; Viridiplantae; Streptophyta; Zygnematophyceae; Desmidiales; Closteriaceae. The record is from the annotation of a GenBank genome assembly.
AUGGCUAGUCCCAAUGUUCUUACCUUUGAUGCUGAGGGUCGAGCGAUAGACUUUGAGGUCUGGGUCGAUGAUCUGCAGCUUUUCCUGCAGUCCGAUCGCAAAGACGGUCUCUCACUGCUCGAUCUCACGUCUGGCAUCUCUACUGCCCCUGCUGCCGAUGCUGACAGUACUGUUCGCUCACAGUGGGCCACACGCGAUGCUGCUGCCCGUCUUGCUGUGCGUAGUCACCUGCCGUCCACUGAGCGCGUGCACUUUAGUCAGUACAAGAGUGCUAAGACCUUGUACAACGCUGUAGUUGCACAUUACUCUUCCCCUGCCACUGCUGCCCUUAGUCGCCUCAUGCUGCCGUACCUGUUCCCUGACCUCGCCGCCUUUCCCACAGUCACUGACCUCAUUACGCACCUUCACACUAUCACCCGGCUCCCUGACUCCCUUCACUCGGUGAAGGACCACUUCCUCUCUGUUUGCCCCACCACACUCACCGUUGACCUCCUCGAGGAGCGCCUCCUGGCAGCUGAGAAGAGUAUAGUCGCCGUAGGAGCCUCUCGUGGUGACCCUUGUUCCCCCUUCUUUGAGGGGUGCCCCCCCUCCCCCCUCUUGCCCUCUGUUGCCUCUGCUGCUGCGGUCGACCUCGUUGGCACCGAGUCGCGGGGUGGGGGUGCUGGUCCCUGUGCCUACGUCCUGCGUACUGGCGACCGCACUGCGUCUCCCGCUAGGGACAGACGCAGCACCGACCGACUCGGUGCCAGCGAGGUUGACAGCAACAGUAGAGGCAACAGAGGGCAAAAGGGGGGAGGGGGAGCACCCCUCAAAGAAGGGGGCACGAGGGUCACCACGAGAGGCUCCGACAGCGACUAUACUCUUCUCAGCUGCAAGGAGGCGCUCCUCGAGGAGGUCAACGGUGAGUGUGAUGGGGCAAACAGAGUGGAAGUGGUCCCUGACCGAGCGAAGGGAGACGUGGACAUGGACGUGGAGGACGUGGACGUGGACGUGGAUGUGGCCGUGGACGUGGACGUGGACGUGGACGUGGACCUGGACCUAGACGUGGACGUGGGCGUUGACGUGGACGCGGACGUGGGCGUUGACGUGGACGCGGACGUGGUCGUGGACGUGGACGUGGACGUGGACGUGGACGUGGACGUGGACAUGGACGUGGACAUGGACGUGGACAUGGACGUUGACGUGGUCGUGGACGUGUACGUGGAUGUGGACGUGGACCUGUCUGUGGACGUGGACGUGGUCAUGGACGUGGACGUGGACGUGGACGUGGACGUGGACAUGGACGUGGAUGUGGACGUGGACGUGGACCUGGACGUGGACGUGGUCGUGGACGUGGUCGUGGUCGUGGUCGUGGUCGUGGACGAGGACGUGGACAUGGACGUGGAGGACGUGGACGUGGACGUGGAGGUGGCCGUGGACGUGGACGUGGACCUAGACCUGGACGUGGACUUGGACGUGGGCGUGGACGUGGACGUGGACAUGGACGUGGACGUUGACGUGGUCGUGGACGUGGACGUGGACGUGGACGUCGACGUGGUCGUGGAAGUGGGCGUGGACGUGGACGUGGAGGAUGUGGACGUGGACGUGGAGGACGUGGACAUGGACGUGGACUUGGACGUGGACGUGGACGUGGCCGUGGACGUGGACCUGGUCGUGGACGUGGACGUAGACGUGGAUGACAUGGACGUGGACGUGGAGGAUGUGGACGUGGACGUGGACGUGGACGUGGACGUGGACGUGGUCGUGGACGUGGACGUGGACUUGGACGUGGACGUAGACGUGGACUUGGACGUGGACGUGGACGUGGUCGUGGACGUGGACGUGGACGUGGACGUGGUCGUGGACGUGGACGUGGACGUGGACGUGGACGAGGAUGUGGACCUGGAGGUGGACGUGGACGUGGACGUGGUCGUGGAAGUGGACGUGGACGUGGAGGACGUGGACGUGGACGUGGAGGACGUGGACGUGGAUGUGGACGUGGACGUGGACGUGGACCUGGACGUGGACGUGGAACUCGACGUGGACGUGGACGUGGACGUGGUCGUGGAUGUGGACGUGGACGAAGAGGACGUGGACGUGGACGUGGACGUGGUCGUGGAGGUGGACGUGGACGUGGACGUGGACGUGGAGGUGGACGUGGACGUGGACGUGGACGUAGACGUGGACGUGGACGUGGACGUGGACGUGGACGUGGACGUGGACGUGGACGUUGAAGUGGACGUGGACGUUGAAGUGGACGUGGACAUGGACGUGGACGUGGUCGUGGAGGUGGUCGUGGACGUGGACAUGGACGUGGACGUGGACCUGGACGUGGUCGUGGAUGUGGACGUGGACUUGGACGUGGACUUGGACGUGGACUUGGACGUGGACGUGGACGUGGACGUGGUCGUGGACGUGGACGUGGUCGUGGACGUGGUCGUGGACGUGGACGUGGACGUGGACGUGGUUGUGGACGUGGACGUGGACGUUGACGUGGACGAGGACGUGGACGUGGAUGUGGACGUGGACGUGGACGUGGAUCUGGUCGUGGACGUGGACGACGACGUGGCCGUGGACGUGGACGUGGACGUGGACGUGGACGUGGUCGUGGACGUGGACGUGGACGUGGAGGUGGACGUGGACGUGGACGUGGACGUGGUCAUGGAUGUGGACGUGGACGUGGACGUGGACGUGGAUGUGGACGUGGUCAUGGACGUGGACGUGGACGUGGUCAUGGACGUGGACGUGGACGUGGACUUGGACGUGGAUGUGGACAUGGUCUUGGAGGUGGACGUCGACGUGGACGCGGACGUGGACGUGGACGUGGACAUGGACGUGAAGGUGGACGUGGACGUGGACGUGGACGUGGACGUGGUCGUGGACGUGGAUGUGGAUGUGGACAUGGUCGUGGAGGUGGACGUGGACGUGGACGUGGACGUGGUCGUCGACGUGGACGUGGACGUGGUCGUGGACGUGGACGUGGACAUGGUCGUCGACGUGGACGAGGACGUGGUCGUGGACGUGGAGGUGGAGGUGGACGUGGACGUGGACGUGGACGUGGUCGUGGACGUGGACGUAGACGUGGACGUGGAGAUGGUCGUGGACGUGGACGUGGACGUGUACUUGGACGUGGACGUGGACGUGGACUUGGACGUGGACGUGGACGUGGACGAGGACUUGGACGUGGACCUGGACGUGGACGUGGACGUGGACGUGGUCAUGGAAGUGGAUGUUGACGUGGACGUGGACGUGGACUGGGACGUGGAUGUGGACGUGGACGAGGACUUGGACGUGGACCUGGACGUGGACGUGGACGUGGACGUGGUCGUGGAAGUGGACGUGGACGUGGACGUGGACUUGGACGUGGAUGUGGACGUGGACGAGGUCUUGGACGUAGACCUGGACGUGGACGUGGACGUGGACGUGGUCGUGGAAGUGGACGUGGACGUGGACGUGGAUGUGGACGUGGACCUCGACGUGAACGUGGACGUGGACGUCGACGUGGUCAUGGACGUGGACGUGGACAUGGACGUGGACGUGGACGAUGACGUGGACGUCGACAUGGACGUGGAGGAUGUUGAUGUGGACAUGGUCGUGGACGUGGACGUGGAGGUGGACGUGGACGUGGACGUGGACGUGGUCGUGGACGUGGAUGUGGAGGUGGACGUGGACGUGGACGUGGACGUGGACGUGGUCGUGGACGUGGAUGUGGAGGUGGACGUGGACGUGGACGUGGACGUGGACGUGGAUGUGGAUGUGGACGUGGAGGUGGACGUGGACGUGGUCGUGGACGUGGUCGUGGAUGUGGACGUGGAGGUGGACGUGGACGUGGACGUGGACGUGGAGGUGGUCGUGGACGUGGACGUGGACGUGGACGUGGUCGUGGACGGGGAUGUGGACGUGGAAUUGGACGUGGACGUGGUCGUGGAGGUGGACGUGGACGUAGACGUGGUCGUGGAGGUGGACGUGAACGAAGACGUGGACGUGGACGUGGACGUGGACCUGGACGUGGACGUAGACGUGGACGUGGACGUGGUGGUGGACGUGGACGUGGACGUGGACGUAGACGUGGACGUGGACGUGGACGUGGACGUGGUCGUGGACGUGGAAGUGGUCGUGGACGUGGACGUUGAGGUGGACGUGGACGUGGACGUGGUCGUGGAGGUGGUCGUGGACAUGGACGUGGACGUGGACGUGGACGUGGACGUGGACAUGGACGUGGACCUGGACGUGGUCGUGGAUGUGGACGUGGACGUGGAUGUGGACUUGGACGUGGACUUGGACGUGGACGUGGACAUGGACGUGGUCGUGGACAUGGACGUGGACGUGGACGUGGUCGUAGAGGUGGACGUGGACGUGGACGUGGACGUGGUUGUUGACGUGGACGUGGACGUUGACGUGGACGAGGACGUGGACGUGGAUGUGGAGUGGACGUGGACGUGGACGUGGACGUGGAACGUGGACGUGGAGAUGGUCGUGGACGUGGACGAGGACGUGGUCGUGGACGUGGACGUGGACGUAGACGUGGUCGUGGACGUGGACGUGGACUUGGACGUGGACGUGGACGUGGACGUGGUCGUGGACGUGGACGUGGACGUGGACGUGGUUGUGGACGUGGACAAGGACGUGGUCGUGGACGUGGACGUGGAGAUGGACGAGGACGUGGACGUGGACGUGGUUGGGACGUGGACUGGAGUGGACGUGGACGUGGACGUGAACGUGGACCUGGACGUGGACGUGGACUUGGACGUGGACGUGGACGUGGACGUAGACGUGGACGUAGACGUGGACGUGGAGAUGGUCGUGGAGGUGGACGAGGACGUGGUCGUGGACGUGGAUGUGGACGUGGACGUGGACGUGGUUGUGGACGUGGACGUCGACUUGGACGUGGACGUGGACGUGGACGUGGACGUGGUCGUGGACGUGGACGUGGACGUGGAGGUGGACGUGGACGUGGACGUGGACGUGGUCGUGGACGUGGACGUGGACGUGGAUGUGGACGUGGUCAUGGACGUGGACGUGGACGUGGUCAUGGACGUGGACGUGGACGUGGAUGUGGACGUGGUCAUGGACGUGGACGUGGACGUGGUCAUGGACGUGGACUUGGACGUGGACAUGGACAUGGUCUUGGAGGUGGACGUGGACGUGGACGCGGACGUGGACGUGGACGUGGACAUGGACGUGGAGGUGGACGUGGACGUGGACGUGGUCGUGGACGUGGAUGUGGAUGUGGACGUGGUCGUGGAGGUGGACGUGGACGUGGACGUGAACGUGGUCGUCGACGUGGACGUGGACGUGGUCGUGGACGUGGACGUGGACAUGGUCGUCGACGUGGACGAGGACGUGGUCGUGGACGUGGAGGUGGAGGUGGACGUGGACGUGGACGUGGACGUGGUCGUGGACGUAGACGUGGACGUGGAGAUGGUCGUGGACGUGGACGUGGACGUGGACUUGGACGUGGAGGUGGAGGUGGACGUGGACGUGGACGUGGUCGUGGACGUGGACGUAGACGUGGACGUGGAGAUGGUCGUGGACGUGGACGUGGACGUGGACUUGGACGUGGACGUGGACGUGGACGUGGACUUGAACGUGGACGUGGACGUGGACGAGGACUUGGACGUGGACCUGGACGUGGACGUGGACGUGGACGUGGUCGUGGAAGUGGAUGUUGACGUGGACGUGGACGUGGACUUGGACGUGGAUGUGGACGUGGACGAGGACUUGGACGUGGACCUGGACGUGGACGUGGACGUGGACGUGGUCGUGGAAGUGGACGUGGACGUGGACGUGGACGUGGACUUGGACGUGGAUGUGGACGUGGACGAGGUCUUGGACGUGGACCUGGACGUGGACGUGGACGUGGACGUGGUCGUGGAAGUGGACGUGGACGUGGACGUGGAUGUGGACGUGGACCUCGACGUGAACGUGGACGUGGACGUCGACGUGGUCGUGGACGUGGACGUGGACAUGGACGUGGACGUGGACGAUGACGUGGACGUCGACAUGGACGUGGAGGAUGUUGAUGUUGACAUGGUCGUGAACGUGGACGUGGAGGUGGACGUGGACGUGGACGUGGACGUGGUCGUGGACGUGGAUGUGGAGGUGGAGGUGGACGUGGACGUGGACGUGGUUGUGGAUGUGGAUGUGGAGGUGGACGUGGACGUGGUCGUGGACGUGGUCGUGGAUGUGGACGUGGAGGUGGACGUGGACGUGGAUGUGGACGUGGAGGUGGUCGUGGACGUGGACGUGGACGUGGACGUAGACGUGGUCGUGGAGGUGGACGUGAACGUAGACGUGGACGUGGACGUGGACCUGGACGUGGACGUAGACGUGGACGUGGACGUGGUGGUGGACGUGGACGUGGACGUGGACGUAGACGUGGACGUGGACGUGGACGUGGACGUGGUCGUGGACGUGGACGUGGUCGUGGACGUGGACGUUGAGGUGUUCGUGGACGUGGACGUGGUCGUGGAGGUGGUCGUGGACGUGGACAUGGACGUGGACGUGGACCUGGACGUGGUCGUGGAUGUGGACGUGGACGUGGAUGUGGACUUGGACGUGGACUUGGACGUGGACGUGGACAUGGACGUGGUCGUGGACAUGGACGUGGACGUGGACGUGGUCGUAGAGGUGGACGUGGACGUGGACGUGGACGUGGUUGUUGACGUGGAGGUGGAUGUUGACGUGGACGAGGACGUGGACGUGGAUGUGGAUGGAGUGGACGUGGACGUGGACGUGGACGUGAACGUGGACCUGGACGUGGACGUGGACUUGGACGUGGACGUGGACGUGGACGUAGACGUGGACGUAGACGUGGACGUGGAGAUGGUCGUGGAGGUGGACGAGGACGUGGUCGUGGACGUGGACGUGGACGUGGACGUGGUCGUGGACGUGGACGUCGACUUGGACGUGGACGUGGACGUGGACGUGGUCGUGGACGUGGACGUGGACGUGGACGUGGUCGUGGACGUGGACGAGGACGUGGCCGUGGACGUGGACGUGGAGGUGGACGAGGACGUGGAGGUGGACGUGGUCGUGGACGUGGACGUGGACGUGGACGUGGACGUGGACGUGGUCGUGGACGUGGACGUGGACGUGGACGUGGACGUGGUCGUGGACGUGGACGUGGACUUGGACUUGGACGUGGACGUGGACGUGGACGUGGACGUGGACUUGGACGUGGACGUGGACGUGGACGUGGACUUGGACGUGGACGUGGACGUGGAGGUGGAUGUGGACGUGGACCUGGUCGUGGAGGUGGACGUGGACGUGAACGUGGACGUGGACGUGGACGUGGACGUGGACCUGGACGUGGACGUGGAUGUGGACGUGGUCGUGGACGUGGACGUGGAUGUUGACGUGGACGAGGACGUGGACGUGGACAUGGAGGACGUGGACGUGGACGUGGAUGUGAUCGUGGACGUGGACGUGGACGUGGACGUAAACGUGGAGGACGUGGAGGACUUGGACGUGGACGUGGACGUGGACGUGGACGUGGACGUGGUCGUGGAGGUGGACGUGGACGUGGUCGUGGACGUGGUCGUGGAUGUGGACGUGGAGGUGGACGUGGACGUGGACGUGGACGUGGAGGUGGUCGUGGACGUGGACGUGGACGUGGUCGUGGACGGGGAUGUGGACGUGGAAUUGGACGUGGACGUGGUCGUGGAGGUGGACGUGGACGUAGACGUGGUCGUGGAGGUGGACGUGAACGUAGACGUGGACGUGGACGUGGACGUGGACCUGGACGUGGACGUAGACGUGGACGUGGACGUGGUGGUGGACGUGGACGUGGACGUAGACGUGGACGUGGACGUGGACGUGGACGUGGUCGUGGACGUGGACGUGGUCGUGGACGUGGACGUUGAGGUGGACGUGGACGUGGACGUGGACGUGGUCGUGGAGGUGGUCGUGGACGUGGACAUGGACGUGGACGUGGACCUGGACGUGGUCGUGGAUGUGGACGUGGACGUGGAUGUGGACUUGGACGUUGACUUGGACGUGGACGUGGACAUGGACGUGGUCGUGGACAUGGACGUGGACGUGGACGUGGUCGUAGAGGUGGACGUGGACGUGGACGUGGACAUGGACGUGGUUGUUGACGUGGACGUGGACGUUGAUGUGGACGAGGACGUGGACGUGGAUGUGGAGUGGACGUGGACGUGGACGUGGACGUGGAACGUGGACGUGGUCGUGGACGUGGACGUGGACGUGGACGUGGACCUUGACGUCGACGUGGACGUGGACGUGGACGUGGACGUGGACGUGGACGUGGACGUAGACGUGGUCGUGGAGGUGGACGUGAACGUAGACGUGGACGUGGACGUGGACCUGGACGUGGACGUAGACGUGGACGUGGACGUGGUGGUGGACGUGGACGUGGACGUGGACGUAGACGUGGACGUGGACAUGGACGUGGACGUGGUCGUGGACGUGGACGUGGUCGUGGACGUGGACGUUGAGGUGUUCGUGGACGUGGACGUGGUCGUGGAGGUGGUCGUGGACGUGGACAUGGACGUGGACGUGGACCUGGACGUGGUCGUGGAUGUGGACGUGGACGUGGACGUGGACGUGGAUGUGGACUUGGACGUGGACUUGGACGUGGACGUGGACAUGGACGUGGUCGUGGACAUGGACGUGGACGUGGACGUGGUCGUAGAGGUGGACGUGGACGUGGACGUGGACGUGGUUGUUGACGUGGAGGUGGAUGUUGACGUGGACGAGGACGUGGACGUGGAUGUGGAGUGGACGUGGACGUGGACGUGGACGUGGAACGUGGACGUGGAGAUGGUCGUGGACGUGGACGAGGACGUGGUCGUGGACGUGGACGUGGACGUAGACGUGGUCGUGGACGUGGACGUGGACUUGGACGUGGACGUGGACGUGGACGUGGUCGUGGACGUGGACGUGGACGUGGUUGUGGACGUGGACAAGGACGUUGUCGUGGACGUGGACGUGGAGAUGGACGAGGACGUGGACGUGGACGUGGUUGGGACUGGAGUGGACGUGGACGUGGACGUGGACGUGAACGUGGACCUGGACGUGGACGUGGACUUGGACGUGGACGUGGACGUGGACGUAGACGUGGACGUAGACGUGGACGUGGAGAUGGUCGUGGAGGUGGACGAGGACGUGGUCGUGGACGUGGACGUGGACGUGGACGUGGUCGUGGACGUGGACGUCGACUUGGACGUGGACGUGGACGUGGACGUGGUCGUGGACGUGGACGUGGACGUGGACGUGGUCGUGGACGUGGACGAGGACGUGGCCGUGGACGUGGACGUGGAGGUGGACGAGGACGUGGAGGUGGACGUGGUCGUGGACGUGGACGUGGACGUGGACGUGGACGUGGACGUGGUCGUGGACGUGGACGUGGACGUGGACGUGGACGUGGUCGUGGACGUGGACGUGGACUUGGACUUGGACGUGGACGUGGACGUGGACGUGGACGUGGACUUGGACGUGGACGUGGACGUGGACUUGGACGUGGACGUGGACGUGGAGGUGGAUGUGGACGUGGACCUGGUCGUGGAGGUGGACGUGGACGUGAACGUGGACGUGGACGUGGACGUGGACGUGGACCUGGACGUGGACGUGGACGUGGACGUGGUCGUGGACGUGGACGUGGAUGUUGACGUGGACGAGGACGUGGACGUGGACGUGGAGGACGUGGACGUGGACGUGGAUGUGGUCGUGGACGUGGACGUGGACGUGGACGUGGACGUGGAGGACGUGGAGGACUUGGACGUGGACGUGGACGUGGACGUGGACGUGGACGUGGUCGUGGAGGUGGACGUGGACGUGGUCGUGGACGUGGUCGUGGAUGUGGACGUGGAGGUGGACGUGGACGUGGACGUGGACGUGGAGGUGGUCGUGGACGUGGACGUGGACGUGGACGUGGUCGUGGACGGGGAUGUGGACGUGGAAUUGGACGUGGACGUGGUCGUGGAGGUGGACGUGGACGUAGACGUGGUCGUGGAGGUGGACGUGAACGUAGACGUGGACGUGGACGUGGACGUGGACCUGGACGUGGACGUAGACGUGGACGUGGACGUGGUGGUGGACGUGGACGUGGACGUAGACGUGGACGUGGACGUGGACGUGGACGUGGUCGUGGACGUGGACGUGGUCGUGGACGUGGACGUUGAGGUGGACGUGGACGUGGACGUGGUCGUGGAGGUGGUCGUGGACGUGGACAUGGACGUGGACGUGGACCUGGACGUGGUCGUGGAUGUGGACGUGGACGUGGAUGUGGACUUGGACGUGGACUUGGACGUGGACGUGGACAUGGACGUGGUCGUGGACAUGGACGUGGACGUGGACGUGGUCGUAGAGGUGGACGUGGACGUGGACGUGGACGUGGACGUGGUUGUUGACGUGGACGUGGACGUUGAUGUGGACGAGGACGUGGACGUGGAUGUGGAGUGGACGUGGACGUGGACGUGGAACGUGGACGUGGAGAUGGUCGUGGACGUGGACGAGGACGUGGUCGUGGACGUGGACGUGGACGUAGACGUGGUCGUGGACGUGGACGUGGACUUGGACGUGGACGUGGACGUGGACGUGGACGUGGUCGUGGACGUGGACGUGGACGUGGACGUGGUUGUGGACGUGGACAAGGACGUGGUCGUGGACGUGGACGUGGAGAUGGACGAGGACGUGGACGUGGACGUGGUUGGGACUGGAGGGGACGUGGACGUGGACGUGGACGUGAACGUGGACCUGGACGUGGACGUGGACUUGGACGUGGACGUGGACGUGGACGUAGACGUGGACGUAGACGUGGACGUGGAGAUGGUCGUGGAGGUGGACGAGGACGUGGUCGUGGACGUGGACGUGGACGUGGACGUGGUCGUGGACGUGGACGUCGACUUGGACGUGGACGUGGACGUGGACGUGGUCGUGGACGUGGACGUGGACGUGGAGGUGGACGUGGACGUGGACGUGGACGUGGUCAUGGACGUGGACGUGGACGUGGAUGUGGACGUGGUCAUGGACGUGGACGUGGUCAUGGACGUGGACUUGGACGUGGAUGUGGACAUGGUCUUGGAGGUGGACGUGGACGUGGACGCGGACGUGGACGUGGACGUGGACAUGGACGUGGAGGUGGACGUGGACGUGGACGUGGUCGUGGACGUGGACGUGGACGUGGACGUGGUCGUGGAGGUGGACGUGGACGUGGACGUGGACUUGGACGUGGACGUGGACGUGGACGUGGUCGUGGACGUGGACGUGGACGUGGACGUGGACGUGGACAAGGACGUUGUCGUGGACGUGGACGUGGAGAUGGACGAGGACGUGGACGUGGACGUGGUUGGGACUGGAGUGGACGUGGACGUGGACGUGGACGUGAACGUGGACCUGGACGUGGACGUGGACUUGGACGUGGACGUGGACGUGGACGUAGACGUGGACGUAGACGUGGACGUGGAGAUGGUCGUGGAGGUGGACGAGGACGUGGUCGUGGACGUGGACGUGGACGUGGACGUGGUCGUGGACGUGGACGUCGACUUGGACGUGGACGUGGACGUGGACGUGGUCGUGGACGUGGACGUGGACGUGGACGUGGUCGUGGACGUGGACGAGGACGUGGCCGUGGACGUGGACGUGGAGGUGGACGAGGACGUGGAGGUGGACGUGGUCGUGGACGUGGACGUGGACGUGGACGUGGACGUGGUCGUGGACGUGGACGUGGACGUGGACGUGGACGUGGUCGUGGACGUGGACGUGGACUUGGACUUGGACGUGGACGUGGACGUGGACGUGGACGUGGACGUGGACGUGGACGUGGACGUGGACGUGGACGUGGACGUGGACUUGGACGUGGACGUGGACGUGGAGGUGGAUGUGGACGUGGACCUGGUCGUGGAGGUGGACGUGGACGUGAACGUGGACGUGGACGUGGACGUGGACGUGGACGUGGACCUGGACGUGGACGUGGACGUGGACGUGGUCGUGGACGUGGACGUGGAUGUUGACGUGGACGAGGACGUGGACGUGGACGUGGAGGACGUGGACGUGGACGUGGAUGUGGUCGUGGACGUGGACGUGGACGUGGACGUGGAGGACGUGGAGGACUUGGACGUGGACGUGGACGUGGACGUGGACGUGGACGUGGUCGUGGAGGUGGACGUGGACGUGGUCGUGGACGUGGUCGUGGAUGUGGACGUGGAGGUGGACGUGGACGUGGACGUGGACGUGGAGGUGGUCGUGGACGUGGACGUGGACGUGGACGUGGUCGUCGACGGGGAUGUGGACGUGGAAUUGGACGUGGACGUGGUCGUGGAGGUGGACGUGGACGUAGACGUGGUCGUGGAGGUGGACGUGAACGUAGACGUGGACGUGGACGUGGACGUGGACCUGGACGUGGACGUAGACGUGGACGUGGACGUGGUGGUGGACGUGGACGUGGACGUAGACGUGGACGUGGACGUGGACGUGGACGUGGUCGUGGACGUGGACGUGGUCGUGGACGUGGACGUUGAGGUGGACGUGGACGUGGACGUGGUCGUGGAGGUGGUCGUGGACGUGGACAUGGACGUGGACGUGGACCUGGACGUGGUCGUGGAUGUGGACGUGGACGUGGAUGUGGACUUGGACGUGGACUUGGACGUGGACGUGGACAUGGACGUGGUCGUGGACAUGGACGUGGACGUGGACGUGGUCGUAGAGGUGGACGUGGACGUGGACGUGGACGUGGUUGUUGACGUGGACGUGGACGUUGAUGUGGACGAGGACGUGGACGUGGAUGUGGAGUGGACGUGGACGUGGACUUGGAACGUGGACGUGGAGAUGGUCGUGGACGUGGACGAGGACGUGGUCGUGGACGUGGACGUGGACGUAGACGUGGUCGUGGACGUGGACGUGGACUUGGACGUGGACGUGGACGUGGACGUGGACGUGGUCGUGGACGUGGACGUGGACGUGGACGUGGUUGUGGACGUGGACAAGGACGUGGUCGUGGACGUGGACGUGGAGAUGGACGAGGACGUGGACGUGGACGUGGUUGGGACUGGAGUGGACGUGGACGUGGACGUGGACGUGAACGUGGACCUGGACGUGGACGUGGACUUGGACGUGGACGUGGACGUGGACGUAGACGUGGACGUAGACGUGGACGUGGAGAUGGUCGUGGAGGUGGACGAGGACGUGGUCGUGGACGUGGACGUGGACGUGGACGUGGUCGUGGACGUGGACGUCGACUUGGACGUGGACGUGGACGUGGACGUGGUCGUGGACGUGGACGUGGACGUGGAGGUGGACGUGGACGUGGACGUGGACGUGGUCAUGGACGUGGACGUGGACGUGGAUGUGGACGUGGUCAUGGACGUGGACGUGGACGUGGUCAUGGACGUGGACUUGGACGUGGAUGUGGACAUGGUCUUGGAGGUGGACGUGGACGUGGACGCGGACGUGGACGUGGACGUGGAAAUGGACGUGGAGGUGGACGUGGACGUGGACGUGGUCGUGGACGUGGAUGUGGAUGUGGACGUGGUCGUGGAGGUGGACGUGGACGUGGACGUGGACGUGGACAUGGUCGUCGACGUGGACGUGGACGUGGUCGUGGACGUGGACGUGGAUGUUGACGUGGACGAGGACGUGGACGUGGACAUGGUCGUCGACGUGGACGAGGACGUGGUCGUGGACGUGGAGGUGGAGGUGGACGUGGACGUGGACGUGGUCGUGGACGUGGACGUAGACGUGGACGUGGAGAUGGUCGUGGACGUGGACGUGGACGUGGACUUGGACGUGGAGGUGGAGGUGGACGUGGACGUGGACGUGGUCGUGGACGUGGACGUAGACGUGGACGUGGAGAUGGUCGUGGACGUGGACGUGGACGUGGACUUGGACGUGGACGUGGACGUGGACGUGGACGUGGACUUGGACGUGGACGUGGACGAGGACUUGGACGUGGACCUGGACAUGGACGUGGACGUGGACGUGGUCGUGGAAGUGGAUGUUGACGUGGACGUGGACGUGGACUUGGACGUGGAUGUGGACGUGGACGAGGACUUGGACGUGGACCUGGACGUGGACGUGGACGUGGACGUGGUCGUGGAAGUGGACGUGGACGUGGACGUGGACUUGGACGUGGAUGUGGACGUGGACGAGGUCUUGGACGUGGACCUGGACGUGGACGUGGACGUGGACGUGGUCGUGGAAGUGGACGUGGACGUGGACGUGGAUGUGGACUUGGACCUCGACGUGAACGUGGACGUGGACGUCGACGUGGUCGUGGACGUGGACGUGGACAUGGACGUGGACGUGGACGAUGACGUGGACGUCGACAUGGACGUGGAGGAUGUUGAUGUGGACAUGGUCGUGGACGUGGACGUGGAGGUGGACGUGGACGUGGACGUGGACGUGGUCGUGGACGUGGAUGUGGAGGUGGACGUGGACGUGGACGUGGACGUGGUUGUGGAUGUGGACGUGGAGGUGGACGUGGACGUGGUCGUGGACGUGGUUGUGGAUGUGGACGUGGAGGUGGACGUGGACGUGGAUGUGGACGUGGAGGUGGUCGUGGACGUGGACGUGGACGUGGACGUGGACGUGGUCGUGGACGGGGAUGUGGACGUGGAAUUGGACGUGGACCUGGACUUGGACGUGGACGUGGACGUGGACGUGGUCGUGGAGGUGGACGUGAACGUAGACGUGGACGUGGACGUGGACCUGGACGUGGACGUAGACGUGGACGUGGACGUGGUGGUGGACGUGGACGUGGACGUGGACGUAGACGUGGACGUGGACGUGGACGUGGACGUGGUCGUGGACGUGGACGUGGUCGUGGACGUGGACGUUGAGGUGUUCGUAGACGUGGACGUGGUCGUGGAGGUGGUCGUGGACGUGGACAUGGACGUGGACGUGGACCUGGACGUGGUCGUGGAUGUGGACGUGGACGUGGAUGUGGACUUGGACGUGGACUUGGACGUGGACGUGGACAUGGACAUGGUCGUGGACAUGGACGUGGACGUGGACGUGGUCGUAGAGGUGGACGUGGACGUGGACGUGGACGUGGUUGUUGAUGUGGAGGUGGAUGUUGACGUGGACGAGGACGUGGACGUGGAUGUGGAUGGAGUGGACGUGGACGUGGACGUGGACGUGAACGUGGACCUGGACGUGGACGUGGACUUGGACGUGGACGUGGACGUGGACGUAGACGAUGACGUAGACGUGGACGUGGAGAUGGUCGUGGAGGUGGACGAGGACGUGGUCGUGGACGUGGACGUGGACGUGGACGUGUUCGUGGACGUGGACGUCGACUUGGACGUAGACGUGGACCUGGACGUGGUCGUGGACGUGGACGUGGACGUGGUCGUGGACGUGGAUGAGGACGUGGCCGUGGACGUGGACGUGGAGGUGGACGAGGACGUGGAGGUGGACGUGGUCGUGGACGUGGACGUGGACGUGGACGUGGACGUGGUCGUGGACGUGGACGUGGACGUGGACGUGGACGUGGUCGUGGACGUGGACGUGGACUUGGACUUGGACGUGGACGUGGACGUGGACGUGGACUUGGACGUGGACGUGGACGUGGACGUGGACUUGGACGUGGACGUGGACGUGGAGGUGGAUGUGGACGUGGACCUGGUCGUGGAGGUGGACGUGGACGUGAACGUGGACGUGGACGUGGACCUGGACGUGGACGUGGACGUGGUCGUGGACGUGGACGUGGAUGUUGACGUGGACGAGGACGUGGACGUGGACGUGGAGGACGUGGACGUGGACGUGGAUGUGGUCGUGGACGUGGACGUGGACGUGGACGUGGAGGACGUGGAGGACUUGGACGUGGACGUGGACGUGGACGUGGACGUGGACUUGGACGUGGACGUGGACAUGGUCGUGGAGGUGGACGUGGACGUGGACGCGGACGUGGACGUGGUCGCGGACGUGGACGUGGACAUGGACGUGGAGGUGGACGUGGACGUGGACGUGGACGUGGACGUGGUCGUGGACGUGGACGUGAUGGUCGUGGACGUGGAUGAGGACGUGGUCGUGGACGUGGACGUGGAGGUGGACGUGGACGUGGACGUGGACGUGGACGUGGUCGUGGACGUGGACGUAGACGUGGACGUGGAGAUGGUCGUGGACGUGGAAGUGGACGUGGACUUGGAUGUGGACGUGGACGUGGACGUGGAUGUGGACGUGGACCUGGACGUGGACGUGGACGUGGACGUGGUCGUGGACGUGGACGUGGAUGUUGACGUGGACGAGGACGUGGACGUGGACGUGGAGGACGUGGACGUGGACGUGGAUGUGGUCGUGGAUGUGGACGUGGACGUGGACGUGGAGGACGUGGAGGACUUGGACGUGGACGUGGACGUGGACGUGGACGUGGACGUGGACUUGGACGUGGACGUGGACAUGGUCGUGGAGGUGGACGUGGACGUGGACGCGGACGUGGACGUGGACGCGGACGUGGACGUGGACGUGGACGCGGACGUGGACGUGGACAUGGACGUGGAGGUGGACGUGGACGUGGACGUGGACGUGGACGUGGUCGUGGACGUGGACGUGAUGGUCGUGGACGUGGAUGAGGACGUGGUCGUGGACGUGGACGUGGAGGUGGACAUGGACGUGGACGUGGACGUGGUCGUGGACGUGGACGUAGACGUGGACGUGGAGAUGGUCGUGGACGUGGAAGUGGACGUGGACUUGGAUGUGGACGUGGACGUGGACGUGGACGUGGACAUGGACGUGGACGUGGACCUGGACGUGGACGUGGACGUGGUCGUAGAAGUGGACAUGGACGUGGACGUGGACUUGGACGUGGAUGUGGACGUGGACGAGGACUUGGACGUGGACCUGGACGUGGACGUGGACGUGGUCGUGGAAGUGGACGUGGACGUGGACGUGGACGUGGACUUGGACUUGGACGUGGAUGUGGACGUGGACGAGGACUUGGACGUGGACCUGGACGUGGACGUGGACGUGGACGUGGACGUGGUCGUGGAAGUGGACGUGGACGUGGACGUGGACGUGGACCUUGACGUGAAUGUGGACGUGGACGUCGACGUGGUCGUGGACGUGGACGUGGACAUGGACGUGGACGUGGACGAUGACGUGGACGUCGACGUGGACGUGGAGGAUGUUGAUGUGGAAAUGGUCGUGGACGUGGACGUGGACGUGGACGUGGACGUUGUCGUGGACGUGGAUGUGGAGGUGGAUGUGGACGUGGACGUGGACGUGGUCGUGGACGUGGACGUGGAGGUGGACGUGGACGUGGUCGUGGACGUGGUCGUGGAUGUGGACGUGGAGAUGGACGUGGACGUGGACGUGGACGUGGUCGUGGACGUGGACGUGGACGUGGUCGUGGACGGGGAUGUGGACGUGGACUUGGACGGGGACCUGGACUUGGACGUGGACGUGGACGUGGACGUGGUCGUGGAGGUGGACGUGGACGUAGACGUGGACGUGGAGGUGGACGUGGACAUAGACGUGGACGUGGACGUGGACGUGGACCUGGACGUGGACGCGGACGUGGACGUGGUCGUGGACGUGGACGUGGACGUUGACGUGGACGAGGACGUGGACGUGGACGUGGAGGACGUGGACGUGGACGUGGAUGUGGUCGUGGACGUGGACGUGGACGUGAAGGACGUGGAGGACUUGGACAUGGAUGUGGACGUGGACGUGGACGUGGACGUGGACGUGGUCGUGGACGUGGACGUGGACGUAGACGUGGACGUGGAGGUGGACGUGAACGUGGACGUGGACGUGGAAGUGGACGUGGUCGUGGACGUGGACGUGGACGUAGACGUGGACGUGGAGGUGGACGUGAACGUGGACAUGGACGUGGUCGUGGACGUGGACGUGGACGUGGACAUGGACGUGGACGUGGAGGUGGACGUGGACGUGGACGUGGACGUGGUCGUGGAGGUGGUCGUGGACGUUGAAGUGGACGUGGACGUGGACCUGGACGUGGUCGUGGAUGAGGACGUGGACGUGGAUGUGGACUUGGACGUGGACUUGGACGUGGACGUGGACGUGGACGUGGUCGUGGACGUGGACUUGGACGUGGACUUGGACGUGGACGUGGACGUGGACGUGGUCGUGGACGUGGACUUGGACGUGGACUUGGACGUGGACGUGGACGUGGACGUGGUCGUGGACAUGGACGUGGACGUGGACGUGGUCGUAGACGUGGACGUGGACGUGGACGUGGACGUGGUUGUGGACGUGGACGUGGACGUUGACGUGGACGGGGACGUGGACGUGGAGAUGGUCGUGGACGUGGACGAGGACGUGGUCGUGGACGUGGACGUGGACGUGGACGUGGACGUGGUCGUGGACGUGGACGUGGACGUGGAGGUGGACGUGGACGUGGAUGUGGACGUGGUCAUGGACGUGGACGUGGACGUGGAUGUGGACGUGGUCCUGGACGUGGACGUGGACGUGGUCAUGGACGUGGACGUGGACGUGGACUUGGACGUGGAUGUGGACAUGGUCUUGGAGGUGGCCGUGGACGUGGACGCGGGCGUGGACGUGGACGUGGACAUGGACGUGGAGGUGGACGUGGACGUGGACGUGGACAUGGUCGUGGACGUGGAUGUGGAUGUGGACGUGGUCGUGGAGGUGGACGUGGACGUGGACGUGGACGUGGUCGUCGACGUGGACGUGGACGUGGUCGUGGACGUGGACGUGGACAUGGUCGUCAACGUGGACGAGGACGUGGUCGUGGACGUGGACGUGGAGGUGGACGUGGACGUGGACGUGGACGUGGUCGUGGACGUGGACGUAGACGUGGACGUGGAGAUGGUCGUGGACGUGGACGUGGACGUGGACUUGGACGUGGACGUGGACGUGGACUUGGACGUGGACGUGGACGUGGACAAGGACGUGGUCGUGGACGUGGACGUGGACGUGGACGUGGACCUGGACGUGGACGUGGACGUGGACGUGGACCUGGACGUGGACGUGGACGUGGACGUGGUCGUGGAAGUGGAUGUUGACGUGGACAUGGACGUGGACUUGGACGUGGAUGUGGACGUGGACGAGGACUUGGACGUGGACCUGGACGUGGACGUGGACGUGGACGUGGUCGUGGAAGUGGACGUGGACGUGGACGUGGACGUGGACUUGGACGUGGAUGUGGACAUGGACGAGGACUUGGACGUGGACCUGGACGUGGACGUGGACGUGGACGUGGUCGUGGAAGUGGACGUGGACGUGGACGUGGACGUGGAUGUGGACGUGGACCUCGAGGUGAACGUGGACGUGGACGUCGACGUGGUCGUGGACGUGGACGUGGACAUGGACGUGGACGUGGACGAUGACGUGGACGUCGACAUGUACGUGGAGGAUGUUGAUGUGGACAUGGUCGUGGACGUGGACGUGGAGGUGGACGUGGACGUGGACGUGGACGUGGACGUGGUCGUGGACGAAGAUGUGGAGGUGGACGUGGACGUGGACGUGGACGUGGACGUGGUCGUGGACGUGGAUGUGGAGGUGGACGUGGACGUGGUCGUGGACGUGGUCGUGGAUGUGGACGUGGAGGUGGACGUGGACGUGGACGUGGACGUGGAGGUGGUCGUGGACGUGGACGUGGACGUGGGCGUGGUCGUGGACGGAGAUGUGGACGUGGACUUGGACGUGGACCUGGACUUGGACGUGGACGUGGACGUUGACGUGGUCGUGGAGGUGGACGUGAACGUAGACGUGGACGUGGACGUGAACGUGGACCUGGACGUGGACGUAGACGUGGACGUGGACGUGUUGGUGGACGUGGACGUGGACGUGGACGUAGACGUGGACGUGGACGUGGACGUGGUCGUGGACGUGGACGUGGUAGUGGACGUGGACGUUGAGGUGGACGUGGACGUGGACGUGGACGUGGUCGUGGAGGUGGUCGUGGACGUGGACAUGGACGUGGUUGUUGACGUGGACGUGGACGUUGACGUGGACGAGGACGUGGACGUGGAUGUGGAGUGGACGUGGACGUGGACGUGGACGUGUAGUGGACCUGGACGUGGACGUGGACGUGGACGAGGACGUGGACGUGGACGUGGAGUGGACGUGGAUGUGGACGUGAACGUGGACCUGGACGUGGACGUGGACUUGGACGUGGACGUGGACGUAGACGUGGACGUGGAGAUGGUCGUGGACGUGGACGAGGACGUGGUCGUGGACGUGGACGUCGACGUGGUCGUGGACGUGGACGUGGACGUGGACGUGGACGUGGACGUGGAUGUGGACGUGGUCGUGGACGUGGACAAGGACGUGGUCGUGGACGUGGACGUGGAGGUGGACGAGGACGUGGACGUGGACGUGGACGUGGUCGUGGACGUGGACGUGGACGUGGACGUGGUCGUGGACGUGGACGUCGACUUGGACGUGGACGUGGACGUGGACGUGGUCGUGGACGUGGACGUGGACGUGGUCGUGGACGUGGACGAGGACGUGGCCGUGGACGUGGACGUGGAGGUGGACGAGGACAUGGAGGUGGACGUGGUCGUGGACGUGGACGUGGACGUGGACGUGGACGUGGUCGUGGACGUGGACGUGGACGUGGACGUGGACGUGGUCGUGGACGUGGACGUGGACUUGGACUUGGACGUGGACGUGGACGUGGACGUGGACGUGGACUUGGACGUGGACGUGGACGUGGACGUGGACGUGGACGUGGUCGUGGACGUGGAUGUCGACUUGGACGUGGACGUGGACGUGGACGUGGUCGUGGACGUGGACGUGGACGUGGUCGUGGACGUGGACGAGGACGUGGCCGUGGACGUGGACGUGGAAGUGGACGAGGACGUGGAGGUGGACGUGGUCGUGGACGUGGACGUGGACGUGGACGUGGACGUGGACGUGGACGUGGACGUGGACGUGGACGUGGACGUGGUCGUGGACGUGGACGUGGACUUGGACUUGGACGUGGACGUGGACGUGGACGUGGACUUGGACGUGGACGUGGACGUGGACGUGGACUUGGACGUGGACGUGGACGUGGAGGUGGACGUGGACGUGGACCUGGUCAUGGAGGUGGACGUGGACGUGGAUGUGGACGUGGACCUGGACGUGGACGUGGACGUGGACGUGGUCGUGGACGUGGACGUGGAUGUUGACGUGGACGAGGACGUGGACGUGGACGUGGAGGACGUGGACGUGGACGUGGAUGUGGUCGUGGACGUGGACGUGGACGUGGACGUGGAGGACGUGGAGGACUUGGACGCGGACGUGGACGUGGACGUGGACGUGGACUUGGACGUGGACGUGGACAUGGUCGUGGAGGUGGACGUGGACGUGGACGCGGACGUGGACGUGGACGCGGACGUGGACGUGGACAUGGACGUGGAGGUGGACGUGGACGUGGACGUGGACGUGGUCGUGGACGUGGACGUGAUGGUCGUGGACGUGGAUGAGGACGUGGUCGUGGACGUGGACGUGGAGGUGGACGUGGACGUGGACGUGGUCGUGGUCAUGGACGUGGACGUAGACGUGGACGUGGAGAUGGUCGUGGACGUGGAAGUGGACGUGGACUUGGAUGUGGACGUGGACGUGGACGUGGACGUGGACUUGGACGUGGACAUGGACCUGGACGUGGAUGUGGACGUGCUCGUAGAAGUGGACGUGGACGUGGACGUGGACGUGGACUUGGACGUGGAUGUGGACGUGGACGAGGACUUGGACGUGGACCUGGACGUGGACGUGGACGUGGUCGUGGAAGUGGACGUGGACGUGGACGUGGACGCGAACCUCGACAUGAAUGUGGACGUGGACGUCGACGUGGUCGUGGACGUGGACGUGGACAUGGACGUGGACGUGGACGAUGACGUGGACGUCGACGUGGACGUGGAGGAUGUUGAUGUGGACAUGGUCGUGGACGUGGACGUGGACGUGGACGUGGUCGUGGACGUGGAUGUGGAGGUGGAUGUGGACGUGGACGUGGACGUGGUCGUGGACGUGGACGUGGAGGUGGACGUGGAAGUGGUCGUGGACGUGGUCGUGGAUGUGGACGUGGAGAUGGACGUGGACGUGGACGUGGACGUGGUCGUGGACGUGGACGUGGACGUGGACGUGGUCGUGGACGGGGAUGUGGACGUGGACUUGGACGGGGACCUGGACUUGGACGUGGACGUAGACGUGGACGUGGUCGUGGAGGUGAACGUGGACGUAGACGUGGACGUGGAGGUGGACGUGGACAUAGACGUGGACGUGGACGUGGACGUGGACCUGGACGUGGACGUGGACGUGGACGUGAUCGUGGACGUGGACGUGGACGUUGACAUGGACGAGGACGUGGACGUGGACGUGGAGGACGUGGACGUGGACGUGGAUGUGGUCGUGGACGUGGACGUGGACGUGGAGGACGUGGAGGACUUGGACGUGGACGUGGACGUGGACGUGGUCGUGGACGUGGAUGUGGACGUAGACGUGGACGUGGAGGUGGACGUGAACGUGGACGUGGACGUGGACGUGGACGUGGACGUGGUCGUGGACGUGGACGUGGACGUAGACGUGGACGUGGAGGUGGACGUGAACGUGGACAUGGACGUGGUCGUGGACGUGGACGUGGACGUGGACGUGGACGUGGUCGCGGACGUGGACGUUGAAGUGGACGUGGACAUGGACGUGGACGUGGUCGUGGAGGUGGUCGUGGACGUGGACAUGGACGUGGACGUGGACCUGGACGUGGUCGUGGAUGUGGACGUGGACGUGGAUGUGGACUUGGACGUGGACUUGGACGUGGACGUGGACGUGGACGUGGUCGUGGACAUGGACGUGGACGUGGACGUGGUCGUAGACGUGGACGUGGAUGUGGACGUGGACGUGGUUGUGGACGUGGACGUGGACGUUGACGUGGACGAGGACGUGGACGUGGAUGACGUGGACGUGGACGUGAACGUGGACCUGGACGUGGACGUGGACGAGGACGUGGACGUGGACGUGGACGUGGACGUGGACGUGGACGUGGAGAUGGUCGUGGACGUGGACGAGGACGUGGUCGUGGACGUGGACGUGGACGUGGACGUGGUCGUGGACGUGGACGUGGAGGUGGACGUGGACGUGGACGUGGACGUGGUCAUGGAUGUGGACGUGGACGUGGAUGUGGACGUGGUCAUGGACGUGGACGUGGACGUGGUCAUGGACGUGGACGUGGACGUGGACUUGGACGUGGAUGUGGACAUGGUCUUGGAGGUGGACGUGGACGUGGACGUGGACGUGGACUUGGACGUGGACUUGGACGUGGACGUGGACGAGGACUUGGACGUGGACCUGGACAUGGACGUGGACGUGGACGUGGUCGUGGAAGUGGAUGUUGACGUGGACGUGGACGUGGACUUGGACGUGGAUGUGGACGUGGACGAGGACUUGGACGUGGACCUGGACGUGGACGUGGACGUGGACGUGGUCGUGGAAGUGGACGUGGACGUGGACGUGGACUUGGACGUGGAUGUGGACGUGGACGAGGUCUUGGACGUGGACCUGGACGUGGACGUGGACGUGGACGUGGUCGUGGAAGUGGACGUGGACGUGGACGUGGAUGUGGACUUGGACCUCGACGUGAACGUGGACGUGGACGUCGACGUGGUCGUGGACGUGGACGUGGACAUGGACGUGGACGUGGACGAUGACGUGGACGUCGACAUGGACGUGGAGGAUGUUGAUGUGGACAUGGUCGUGGACGUGGACGUGGAGGUGGACGUGGACGUGGACGUGGACGUGGUCGUGGAUGUGGAGGUGGACGUGGACGUGGACGUGGACGUGGUUGUGGAUGUGGACGUGGAGGUGGACGUGGACGUGGUCGUGGACGUGGUUGUGGAUGUGGACGUGGAGGUGGACGUGGACGUGGAUGUGGACGUGGAGGUGGUCGUGGACGUGGACGUGGACGUGGACGUGGACGUGGUCGUGGACGGGGAUGUGGACGUGGAAUUGGACGUGGACCUGGACUUGGACGUGGACGUGGACGUGGACGUGGUCGUGGAGGUGGACGUGAACGUAGACGUGGACGUGGACGUGGACCUGGACGUGGACGUAGACGUGGACGUGGACGUGGUGGUGGACGUGGACGUGGACGUGGACGUAGACGUGGACGUGGACGUGGACGUGGACGUGGUCGUGGACGUGGACGUGGUCGUGGACGUGGACGUUGAGGUGUUCGUAGACGUGGACGUGGUCGUGGAGGUGGUCGUGGACGUGGACAUGGACGUGGACGUGGACCUGGACGUGGUCGUGGAUGUGGACGUGGACGUGGAUGUGGACUUGGACGUGGACUUGGACGUGGACGUGGACAUGGACAUGGUCGUGGACAUGGACGUGGACGUGGACGUGGUCGUAGAGGUGGACGUGGACGUGGACGUGGACGUGGUUGUUGAUGUGGAGGUGGAUGUUGACGUGGACGAGGACGUGGACGUGGAUGUGGAGUGGACGUGGACGUGGACGUGGACGUGGAACGUGGACGUGGAGAUGGUCGUGGACGUGGACGAGGACGUGGUCGUGGACGUGGACGUGGACGUAGACGUGGUCGUGGACGUGGACGUGGACUUGGACGUGGACGUGGACGUGGACGUGGUCGUGGACGUGGACGUGGACGUGGACGUGGUUGUGGACGUGGACAAGGACGUGGUCGUGGACGUGGACGUGGAGAUGGACGAGGACGUGGACGUGGACGUGGUUGGGACUGGAGUGGACGUGGACGUGGACGUGGACGUGAACGUGGACCUGGACGUGGACGUGGACUUGGACGUGGACGUGGACGUGGACGUAGACGAUGACGUAGACGUGGACGUGGAGAUGGUCGUGGAGGUGGACGAGGACGUGGUCGUGGACGUGGACGUGGACGUCGACGUGUUCGUGGACGUGGACGUCGACUUGGACGUAGACGUGGACCUGGACGUGGUCGUGGACGUGGACGUGGACGUGGUCGUGGACGUGGAUGAGGACGUGGCCGUGGACGUGGACGUGGAGGUGGACGAGGACGUGGAGGUGGACGUGGUCGUGGACGUGGACGUGGACGUGGACGUGGACGUGGUCGUGGACGUGGACGUGGACGUGGACGUGGACGUGGUCGUGGACGUGGACGUGGACUUGGACUUGGACGUGGACGUGGACGUGGACGUGGACUUGGACGUGGACGUGGACGUGGACUUGGACGUGGACGUGGACGUGGAGGUGGAUGUGGACGUGGACCUGGUCGUGGAGGUGGACGUGGACGUGAACGUGGACGUGGACGUGGACCUGGACGUGGACGUGGACGUGGUCGUGGACGUGGACGUGGAUGUUGACGUGGACGAGGACGUGGACGUGGACGUGGAGGACGUGGACGUGGACGUGGAUGUGGUCGUGGACGUGGACGUGGACGUGGACGUGGACGUGGAGGACGUGGAGGACUUGGACGUGGACGUGGACGUGGACGUGGACGUGGACUUGGACGUGGACGUGGACAUGGUCGUGGAGGUGGACGUGGACGUGGACGCGGACGUGGACGUGGUCGCGGACGUGGACGUGGACAUGGACGUGGAGGUGGACGUGGACGUGGACGUGGACGUGGACGUGGUCGUGGACGUGGACGUGAUGGUCGUGGACGUGGAUGAGGACGUGGUCGUGGACGUGGACGUGGAGGUGGACGUGGACGUGGACGUGGACGUGGACGUGGUCGUGGACGUGGACGUAGAUGUGGACGUGGAGAUGGUCGUGGACGUGGAAGUGGACGUGGACUUGGAUGUGGACGUGGACGUGGACGUGGAUGUGGACGUGGACCUGGACGUGGACGUGGACGUGGACGUGGUCGUGGACGUGGACGUGGAUGUUGACGUGGACGAGGACGUGGACGUGGACGUGGAGGACGUGGACGUGGACGUGGAUGUGGUCGUGGAUGUGGACGUGGACGUGGACGUGGAGGACGUGGAGGACUUGGACGUGGACGUGGACGUGGACGUGGACGUGGACGUGGACUUGGACGUGGACGUGGACAUGGUCGUGGAGGUGGACGUGGACGUGGACGCGGACGUGGACGUGGACGCGGACGUGGACGUGGACGUGGACGCGGACGUGGACGUGGACAUGGACGUGGAGGUGGACGUGGACGUGGACGUGGACGUGGACGUGGUCGUGGACGUGGACGUGAUGGUCGUGGACGUGGAUGAGGACGUGGUCGUGGACGUGGACGUGGAGGUGGACAUGGACGUGGACGUGGACGUGGUCGUGGACGUGGACGUAGACGUGGACGUGGAGAUGGUCGUGGACGUGGAAGUGGACGUGGACUUGGAUGUGGACGUGGACGUGGACGUGGACGUGGACAUGGACGUGGACGUGGACCUGGACGUGGACGUGGACGUGGUCGUAGAAGUGGACAUGGACGUGGACGUGGACUUGGACGUGGAUGUGGACGUGGACGAGGACUUGGACGUGGACCUGGACGUGGACGUGGACGUGGUCGUGGAAGUGGACGUGGACGUGGACGUGGACGUGGACUUGGACUUGGACGUGGAUGUGGACGUGGACGAGGACUUGGACGUGGACCUGGACGUGGACGUGGACGUGGACGUGGACGUGGUCGUGGAAGUGGACGUGGACGUGGACGUGGACGUGGACCUUGACGUGAAUGUGGACGUGGACGUCGACGUGGUCGUGGACGUGGACGUGGACAUGGACGUGGACGUGGACGAUGACGUGGACGUCGACGUGGACGUGGAGGAUGUUGAUGUGGAAAUGGUCGUGGACGUGGACGUGGACGUGGACGUGGACGUUGUCGUGGACGUGGAUGUGGAGGUGGAUGUGGACGUGGACGUGGACGUGGUCGUGGACGUGGACGUGGAGGUGGACGUGGACGUGGUCGUGGACGUGGUCGUGGAUGUGGACGUGGAGAUGGACGUGGACGUGGACGUGGACGUGGUCGUGGACGUGGACGUGGACGUGGUCGUGGACGGGGAUGUGGACGUGGACUUGGACGGGGACCUGGACUUGGACGUGGACGUGGACGUGGACGUGGUCGUGGAGGUGGACGUGGACGUAGACGUGGACGUGGAGGUGGACGUGGACAUAGACGUGGACGUGGACGUGGACGUGGACCUGGACGUGGACGCGGACGUGGACGUGGUCGUGGACGUGGACGUGGACGUUGACGUGGACGAGGACGUGGACGUGGACGUGGAGGACGUGGACGUGGACGUGGAUGUGGUCGUGGACGUGGACGUGGACGUGAAGGACGUGGAGGACUUGGACAUGGAUGUGGACGUGGACGUGGACGUGGACGUGGACGUGGUCGUGGACGUGGACGUGGACGUAGACGUGGACGUGGAGGUGGACGUGAACGUGGACGUGGACGUGGAAGUGGACGUGGUCGUGGACGUGGACGUGGACGUAGACGUGGACGUCGAGGUGGACGUGAACGUGGACAUGGACGUGGUCGUGGACGUGGACGUGGACGUGGACGUGGACAUGGACGUGGACGUGGAGGUGGACGUGGACGUGGACGUGGACGUGGUCGUGGAGGUGGUCGUGGACGUUGAAGUGGACGUGGACGUGGACCUGGACGUGGUCGUGGAUGAGGACGUGGACGUGGAUGUGGACUUGGACGUGGACUUGGACGUGGACGUGGACGUGGACGUGGUCGUGGACGUGGACUUGGACGUGGACUUGGACGUGGACGUGGACGUGGACGUGGUCGUGGACGUGGACUUGGACGUGGACUUGGACGUGGACGUGGACGUGGACGUGGUCGUGGACAUGGACGUGGACGUGGACGUGGUCGUAGACGUGGACGUGGACGUGGACGUGGACGUGGUUGUGGACGUGGACGUGGACGUUGACGUGGACGGGGACGUGGACGUGGAGAUGGUCGUGGACGUGGACGAGGACGUGGUCGUGGACGUGGACGUGGACGUGGACGUGGUCGUGGACGUGGACGUGGACGUGGAGGUGGACGUGGACGUGGAUGUGGACGUGGUCAUGGACGUGGACGUGGACGUGGAUGUGGACGUGGUCCUGGACGUGGACGUGGACGUGGUCAUGGACGUGGACGUGGACGUGGACUUGGACGUGGAUGUGGACAUGGUCUUGGAGGUGGCCGUGGACGUGGACGCGGGCGUGGACGUGGACGUGGACAUGGACGUGGAGGUGGACGUGGACGUGGACGUGGACAUGGUCGUGGACGUGGAUGUGGAUGUGGACGUGGUCGUGGAGGUGGACGUGGACGUGGACGUGGACGUGGUCGUCGACGUGGACGUGGACGUGGUCGUGGACGUGGACGUGGACAUGGUCGUCAACGUGGACGAGGACGUGGUCGUGGACGUGGACGUGGAGGUGGACGUGGACGUGGACGUGGACGUGGUCGUGGACGUGGACGUAGACGUGGACGUGGAGAUGGUCGUGGACGUGGACGUGGACGUGGACUUGGACGUGGACGUGGACGUGGACUUGGACGUGGACGUGGACGUGGACAAGGACGUGGUCGUGGACGUGGACGUGGACGUGGACGUGGACCUGGACGUGGACGUGGACGUGGACGUGGACCUGGACGUGGACGUGGACGUGGACGUGGUCGUGGAAGUGGAUGUUGACGUGGACAUGGACGUGGACUUGGACGUGGAUGUGGACGUGGACGAGGACUUGGACGUGGACCUGGACGUGGACGUGGACGUGGACGUGGUCGUGGAAGUGGACGUGGACGUGGACGUGGACGUGGACUUGGACGUGGAUGUGGACAUGGACGAGGACUUGGACGUGGACCUGGACGUGGACGUGGACGUGGACGUGGUCGUGGAAGUGGACGUGGACGUGGACGUGGACGUGGAUGUGGACGUGGACCUCGAGGUGAACGUGGACGUGGACGUCGACGUGGUCGUGGACGUGGACGUGGACAUGGACGUGGACGUGGACGAUGACGUGGACGUCGACAUGUACGUGGAGGAUGUUGAUGUGGACAUGGUCGUGGACGUGGACGUGGAGGUGGACGUGGACGUGGACGUGGACGUGGACGUGGUCGUGGACGUGGAUGUGGAGGUGGACGUGGACGUGGACGUGGACGUGGACGUGGUCGUGGACGUGGAUGUGGAGGUGGACGUGGACGUGGUCGUGGACGUGGUCGUGGAUGUGGACGUGGAGGUGGACGUGGACGUGGACGUGGACGUGGAGGUGGUCGUGGACGUGGACGUGGACGUGGGCGUGGUCGUGGACGGAGAUGUGGACGUGGACUUGGACGUGGACCUGGACUUGGACGUGGACGUGGACGUUGACGUGGUCGUGGAGGUGGACGUGAACGUAGACGUGGACGUGGACGUGAACGUGGACCUGGACGUGGACGUAGACGUGGACGUGGACGUGUUGGUGGACGUGGACGUGGACGUGGACGUAGACGUGGACGUGGACGUGGACGUGGUCGUGGACGUGGACGUGGUAGUGGACGUGGACGUUGAGGUGGACGUGGACGUGGACGUGGACGUGGUCGUGGAGGUGGUCGUGGACGUGGACAUGGACGUGGUUGUUGACGUGGACGUGGACGUUGACGUGGACGAGGACGUGGACGUGGAUGUGGAGUGGACGUGGACGUGGACGUGGACGUGUAGUGGACCUGGACGUGGACUGGACGUGGACGUGGACGUGGACGUGAACGUGGACCUGGACGUGGACGUGGACUUGGACGUGGACGUGGACGUAGACGUAGACGUGGACGUAGACGUGGACGUGGAGAUGGUCGUGGGGGUGGACGAGGACGUGGUCGUGGACGUGGACGUGGACGUGGACGUGGUCGUGGACGUGGACGUCGACUUGGACGUGGACGUGGACGUGGACGUGGUCGUGGACGUGGACGUGGACGUGGUCGUGGACGUGGACGAGGACGUGGCCGUGGACGUGGACGUGGAGGUGGACGAGGACAUGGAGGUGGACGUGGUCGUGGACGUGGACGUGGACGUGGACGUGGACGUGGUCGUGGACGUGGACGUGGACGUGGACGUGGACGUGGUCGUGGACGUGGACGUGGACUUGGACUUGGACGUGGACGUGGACGUGGACGUGGACGUGGACUUGGACGUGGACGUGGACGUGGACGUGGACGUGGACGUGGUCGUGGACGUGGAUGUCGACUUGGACGUGGACGUGGACGUGGACGUGGUCGUGGACGUGGACGUGGACGUGGUCGUGGACGUGGACGAGGACGUGGCCGUGGACGUGGACGUGGAGGUGGACGAGGACGUGGAGGUGGACGUGGUCGUGGACGUGGACGUGGACGUGGACGUGGUCGUGGACGUGGACGUGGACGUGGACGUGGACGUGGUCGUGGACGUGGACGUGGACUUGGACUUGGACGUGGACGUGGACGUGGACGUGGACUUGGACGUGGACGUGGACGUGGACGUGGACUUGGACGUGGACGUGGACGUGGAGGUGGACGUGGACGUGGACCUGGUCAUGGAGGUGGACGUGGACGUGGAUGUGGACGUGGACCUGGACGUGGACGUGGACGUGGACGUGGUCGUGGACGUGGACGUGGAUGUUGACGUGGACGAGGACGUGGACGUGGACGUGGAGGACGUGGACGUGGACGUGGAUGUGGUCGUGGACGUGGACGUGGACGUGGACGUGGAGGACGUGGAGGACUUGGACGCGGACGUGGACGUGGACGUGGACGUGGACUUGGACGUGGACGUGGACAUGGUCGUGGAGGUGGACGUGGACGUGGACGCGGACGUGGACGUGGACGCGGACGUGGACGUGGACAUGGACGUGGAGGUGGACGUGGACGUGGACGUGGACGUGGUCGUGGACGUGGACGUGAUGGUCGUGGACGUGGAUGAGGACGUGGUCGUGGACGUGGACGUGGAGGUGGACGUGGACGUGGACGUGGUCGUGGUCAUGGACGUGGACGUAGACGUGGACGUGGAGAUGGUCGUGGACGUGGAAGUGGACGUGGACUUGGAUGUGGACGUGGACGUGGACGUGGACGUGGACUUGGACGUGGACAUGGACCUGGACGUGGAUGUGGACGUGCUCGUAGAAGUGGACGUGGACGUGGACGUGGACGUGGACUUGGACGUGGAUGUGGACGUGGACGAGGACUUGGACGUGGACCUGGACGUGGACGUGGACGUGGUCGUGGAAGUGGACGUGGACGUGGACGUGGACGCGAACCUCGACAUGAAUGUGGACGUGGACGUCGACGUGGUCGUGGACGUGGACGUGGACAUGGACGUGGACGUGGACGAUGACGUGGACGUCGACGUGGACGUGGAGGAUGUUGAUGUGGACAUGGUCGUGGACGUGGACGUGGACGUGGACGUGGUCGUGGACGUGGAUGUGGAGGUGGAUGUGGACGUGGACGUGGACGUGGUCGUGGACGUGGACGUGGAGGUGGACGUGGACGUGGUCGUGGACGUGGUCGUGGAUGUGGACGUGGAGAUGGACGUGGACGUGGACGUGGACGUGGUCGUGGACGUGGACGUGGACGUGGACGUGGUCGUGGACGGGGAUGUGGACGUGGACUUGGACGGGGACCUGGACUUGGACGUGGACGUGGACGUGGACGUGGUCGUGGAGGUGAACGUGGACGUAGACGUGGACGUGGAGGUGGACGUGGACAUAGACGUGGACGUGGACGUGGACGUGGACCUGGACGUGGACGUGGACGUGGACGUGAUCGUGGACGUGGACGUGGACGUUGACAUGGACGAGGACGUGGACGUGGACGUGGAGGACGUGGACGUGGACGUGGAUGUGGUCGUGGACGUGGACGUGGACGUGGAGGACGUGGAGGACUUGGACGUGGACGUGGACGUGGACGUGGUCGUGGACGUGGAUGUGGACGUAGACGUGGACGUGGAGGUGGACGUGAACGUGGACGUGGACGUGGACGUGGACGUGGACGUGGUCGUGGACGUGGACGUGGACGUAGACGUGGACGUGGAGGUGGACGUGAACGUGGACAUGGACGUGGUCGUGGACGUGGACGUGGACGUGGACGUGGACGUGGUCGCGGACGUGGACGUUGAAGUGGACGUGGACAUGGACGUGGACGUGGUCGUGGAGGUGGUCGUGGACGUGGACAUGGACGUGGACGUGGACCUGGACGUGGUCGUGGAUGUGGACGUGGACGUGGAUGUGGACUUGGACGUGGACUUGGACGUGGACGUGGACGUGGACGUGGUCGUGGACAUGGACGUGGACGUGGACGUGGUCGUAGACGUGGACGUGGAUGUGGACGUGGACGUGGUUGUGGACGUGGACGUGGACGUUGACGUGGACGAGGACGUGGACGUGGAUGACGUGGACGUGGACGUGAACGUGGACCUGGACGUGGACGUGGACGAGGACGUGGACGUGGACGUGGACGUGGACGUGGACGUGGACGUGGAGAUGGUCGUGGACGUGGACGAGGACGUGGUCGUGGACGUGGACGUGGACGUGGACGUGGUCGUGGACGUGGACGUGGAGGUGGACGUGGACGUGGACGUGGACGUGGUCAUGGAUGUGGACGUGGACGUGGAUGUGGACGUGGUCAUGGACGUGGACGUGGACGUGGUCAUGGACGUGGACGUGGACGUGGACUUGGACGUGGAUGUGGACAUGGUCUUGGAGGUGGACGUGGACGUGGACGCGGACGUGGACGUGGACGUGGACAUGGACGUGGAGGUGGACGUGGACGUGGACGUGGACGUGAACGUGGUCGUGGACGUGGAUGUGGAUGUGGACGUUGUCGUGGAGGUGGACGUGGACGUGGACGUGGACGUGGUCGUCGACGUGGACGUGGACGUGGUCGUGGACGUGGACGUGGACGUUGACGUGGACGAGGACGUGGACGUGGACGUGGAGUGGACGUGGACGUGGACGUGA